AUGGGCGGCCCCCGGCACCGUGUCCAUGGCUUCACACUCGACUACCGCUCCAAACCACGACCACCUUACGAGCCGGACGCAGAAGACGAGGACCAUGGUCCUGAACCAUCCGAAUCCUACGCCUCGCCAUCCGCCUUCAGCACAUUACCUGCCGAUAUAUGGCGGGAGAUCUUGUGCCAGUUGGCGGCGGACUAUUGCUACGGUGCCCUCUCGAACGUGGCGUCCACCUGCCGUGCGCUAGAUGAGCUUACCGCUCCGAUACUCUACCACCGCUUCCCGGUGACCGAAGGCACUCUGCUGUCUUUGGCGCUACACUUUCCGAUCGGCACCGAAGCAGCUCGCCUGAAACUUCUCGAGCAAGUGUGCGAGUAUCAACAUGAGGCGCUUGAACUGGUCCGGAUAUCUCCAAAAGUAGCAUCGCGGCGACGACGCCGAUUGCGUCUCGUGAAAGCGCUCGAACUCGCGCAGCGCACAUCCUGGCUCGGCCCCGCUCUCGAGGCGUUCUUCAACUCCUGCUCUGGACUCGUAUUUCCCAACGUGCGAGCUGCCACUGUGCGAGCACUAGGCACUUGGCCCAACUUCUGUUUCUGCUGCUACUCCCCGUGGCGCCUGGCAUACUCUGUGAUUCUGGGCCGGCUAGCGCAUCCAGAAGAAGUAUGCUACAACUUCCCCGCCGUCGAGGAACCACCAGAGGACGUGAGCCGCUGGGUCGCCCGACCGAAAGAGGCGCACAUCCAGCCCCUGAUGCCGAUCGACCUCGUGUUCGACCCUGCGUGGCUGGGCCCGCGAGUCCGGAAAGUGACAUAUCACGACCACUCGGCAGAGGAUGGGCUCGUAGCUCUGCAAAACGUGCAUCACGUCGUGCACAUCCCGAUCGCGCCUGGGCCGAAUCCGAACCGGAGGCGGUUCUGCCGCAGGGCAUUCAUCCAGGCUGCCAUUCGCGACAAGACUGUGCGGUACGGCAAGGACACGACUUUUGAGUUCGUGCUCGACUCGCUUGCGGAUGAUGAGUGGGAGGGCGUCGAUCCCGCGCCUGGGAGUGAGUGGGAUGAGAAGGCAGGCCAGGAGAAGGAGUACGCGCCCGUCUCACAUUCUCUCAACCACCACACUAAUGGUGGACACCACGCCCACGCACAUAACGGGUACGGGUCCAGUGCGACACGCGCUAUAGAGUACUUCUACUGGAGCAACGUGCGGGAGCCUCCGGCGGCAAAUUUGGCGGAGGAGAAGGCGGCGACCUUUGAGAUCGAUCGAUGUCCUACGCCCAGCAGCUGGGAUCGGAUCAGGGACGAUGCGGACUGUGUCGAGUGGUCCAUGGCGGAGGGGCAUGAGCCGUGCACGGCGUGCGGCAUGCCGCUCGUCAGCGAGGAUAUGGUGACCCAGCCUGGGUCAGCUUCGUCGCUGCUCAGGCCACGACCAGCGAAGGGCGUGCUCAACUGA
Molecule: messenger RNA, 1440 nt
Organism: Trichosporon asahii var. asahii CBS 2479
Lineage: Eukaryota; Fungi; Basidiomycota; Tremellomycetes; Trichosporonales; Trichosporonaceae
Exons: 2
Coding region: 1-1440 (479 amino acids)
Source: RefSeq, a predicted model, not a curated record